UAUUCCAAAGUAUUGUUGUGAUUAAUAAACAAUGAAUAAAAAUAAUAUUAUAAUAUUAUUGCUAUUUGCUUUUAGCGCAAAUAACGUUGUGUUCAGUGAAAAACUAUUUCUAUGUUAUUACGGGUCAUGGGCAAGUUACAGUAGUGGUCUGGGCAAGCUUGAGGUAGAGGACAUAAAUACAGAGUUAUGUACACACUUGAUAUAUUCAUUUGUUGGAAUAAACAACCAAGGCACUGUCAUCUCCUUGGAUCCUCGGCUCGACUAUGCAGAAAAUAAUGGAAGAGACAACUUCAGAAGAUUUAACGCCUUAAAACUAAGGAAUCCUAAAUUAAAAACUAUUUUAGCGGUCGGCGGCUGGAGUGAAGGUUCUGCUAAAUAUUCUAUAAUGGCUGCAAGUCCUAAUUUUCGACGGAACUUUAUAGAGAGUGCACUUAAACUUGUGCUAGAUUACGGCUUUGAUGGUUUUGAUAUCGAUUGGGAAUAUCCUAACCGGCGUGACACAGUGAAUGGUCGGGCAGAUAUCAACAAUUUCACUCAGCUGUUAAAAGAGAUAAAAGAGGUGUUUAUUCAGUAUGGUCUCCUUGUGACGGCCGCUGUAUCUUCAGUGGGACAUAUGGCAGUACUUUCGUAUGAUAUACCAGCUAUUUCACAAUAUUUAGACAUAGUAAGUGUUAUGACAUACGAUAUGUAUGGAGCCUGGAAUACAGUGACAGGACACAACGCGCCUUUACAUAAAGGAGAAGGCGAUGAAGGCGCUGUUAAAGAAACCCUAUUCACUGUCGACGUGGCUAUCGAGUAUUGGCUACGAGAAGGAUGUCCACGUGAGAAAUUAGUACUUGGUCUGCCGUUAUAUGGACGAACUUUCACACUAGCAAAUGCAAAUGUAAACUCAGUUAGAGCCCCUUCUGUUGGACCCGGUAUUGGUGGACCUUUCACAGUUACCAGCGGCUUCAUGGGUUACAAUGAGUACUGUAUUUUACACCAAACACAACCAUGGGAUGUUAGAUACGAUAGUCUUGCCAAAGUCCCUUAUGCUAUUCAGGGCAGAAACUGGUUAUCUUUCGACAAUGCUGAUUCUUUAACUACAAAGGUCGAAUAUGCAUUAGACUUAAAUCUGGCUGGUGUCAUGGUCUGGAGUAUCGACACGGACGAUCGUCAUGGAGUUUGUGGAGAUGGAGAAUUACCUUUACUGAGAGCUAUUAAUAAAGCACUAGCUAGUGCUGAAGAUAUUACACCGGAAAACACAUCAACAACAUCUCCGCCGUCUACACCAGCUCUGUCUUCUACUUCAGCUUCUUCUAGUACACCAGCCACAUCUACUACUCCUUCAACCAUACCUACUAGUCCCUCUCCGUCUACUACGGUAUCAUAUACUAGCACUACAACUACUAGGUCAACAACUACUACAGCACCAAAUACUUCAGUUUGCAAAAGUGAAGGCUUCGCUGCAGAUCCAGAAAGUUGUACAUCAUUCUUUAUCUGCGUUGACGUCAACGGUGUUUUAGAACCUAAAAGAUUUCAAUGUCCAGGUAACCUCGUUUGGGACCAACAAUCUGUAUCUUGUAAUUACCAACACAUUGUAAAUUGUACUCUUUAAUGACACAACACUAUUUUUAAUGCUAUGACACUCUGAUCUGAAUACGUUCAUAGUUCUGCAUUUAACACUUCAAAAUUAACUUGUAUCUGUUAUAAUUUUACAUUAUAAACCAAACUUUUAAGUUUUAUUGCUUUUUCAAAUUUAGAGACUACCAAGUUUACUAAGAAUUAGAUUACCAAAUCUUAUACUGUUAUUAUAUGUAUAAAAGAUUAGAUAGUGAUAUGAGAUUAAGUAUUGUAAAUAUAAAAUAUGCCUACUUGAACUGAUGCUAACUAUAUUAUAACAUGUUAUUUUCCAUUACAUUCGUUUAUAUAAUUGUUAUUUUUCACAAGUUUCCUAAAUACAAUUUUAUAUAAUAAUUUUAUGCAGACUAUUAUUCAACAAAUUUAUUCAUUUACUAGCACAUAACCGAUGUCACAUUUAAGAUAAAAUUAUAUAGACGAGUCAUCGAUAUUUCUAGAGCUUAGAACUUUUCAUUUACCAUAGAUAUCAUUUUUGUACAACUAUUUUAUAAAUGUGUUAAUUAUAUACUCGUUAAGUAAAAUAAAUUUAUUUUUGUUUACCGAAAGCUAAAUGUUAACAAAUAAAAAACUGACAUUAUAUCUUUACGUAGUAAAAAACAAAAUCGCCGCGGCGCCGCCGCUGUUUGUUCGCUUAUAUCUUUUAACUCAACG
Molecule: messenger RNA, 2271 nt
Organism: Achroia grisella
Lineage: Eukaryota; Metazoa; Arthropoda; Insecta; Lepidoptera; Pyralidae
Product: chitinase-3-like protein 1
Exons: 8
Coding region: 32-1597 (521 amino acids)
Biological process (GO): chitin catabolic process; carbohydrate metabolic process
Cellular component (GO): extracellular region
Molecular function (GO): chitinase activity; chitin binding
Source: RefSeq, a predicted model, not a curated record